AUGGGCACCCCCACACAGUACAAAAUAGGGGGGUGUGACGUGGUCUUCCCCCACCAGGCUUAUGGCGUCCAGCUCAGCUUCAUGAACAAGUGUUCUGGGAAGACGCUUUCGCUCCUCUGUUCCUCCCUUGCCUGGCAGCAGCGCGAGAAAAAGCGGAUCGAGGACGGGCUACCCUCCGCCUAUCCUCCGUCGGCUGCUCCCCCUCCAGAGGCGCCGGCCCCUGGCCUCGCCACAGAGAUAGCCCAGGUGGUGGCAGAGCUGCGGCGCAGCAGCUACCGACCCCGGAUGGCGAUACUGGCCUCCAAGAAGCACUACUGCGUCAACAAGUUUGCGCUGAGCAAGCCGUCCAUCGAGGAGGCAUGCGAUGAGCUGCUAAAGGAGGGUCAGUGCUCAUACUUCAAGGGGACCCAGGCCGUGGUCAGCUCUGGCUACUCCAGCAGGAUGCUGAUCAUUAAAGCGCUGCAGGUGCACGACAUCGAGGAGCUGCGGAGCUUUGCUCGGGGUCAAAGGGCCUGCCCAUACUUCCUGGCCUCCAAGUGGUCCAAGGUGGUGGGACUGUGCAUCGAGAUGAGGGAGGCUGACAUGGUCUUCAGCCCCUACAGCUACCUGGUGGACCCCGUGAUCCGACGGGCGCUAGACAUCAGCGUGGAGGGGAACAUGCUGGUCUUCGACGAGGCGCACAACAUGGAGGACGUUGCCCGGGAGGCAGCUUCCAUGCACCUUCCAGCACCCGAGGUCCUAGAGAUACAGACCUCCUUCGCACGCGCGGUCGCCAUGAAUGGCAAGCCGGAGGUUUAUGCGCCGCUGGCUGAUGCGCUGCUCAGGCUGCACGAGUGGCUGGUGGCGCGGGAGGCGGACGUGGCGCAGGGCGUCAUCCGCAUCCAGAAGCAGAACCGCUUUGAGAAGGAGGAGGUGGUGUGGCAAGGUCCCCAGCUGCUGGCGCACCUCAAGGACAUGGCCCUGGGCGCCGACGCGGUGGAGGCCCUCUGGCUGGCGGUGCGCGUCGGGGGGAAGGCCCUGGGCCAGACCUCCCGCCUCAUCCAGAUCCUGAAGCUGCUGCACGAGGUGAGCACGGAUGGGUCAAGAGACUUCAGGCUGGUCUUCUCCAGGACGUUCAUGGGGGCCGAGGGGCGACGAGGCGGCGCCCUACGCUUCAGACGUGGAGGGGACGAGGCUGGGAGCCAGUGGGUGUCUGCCGUGUCCCUGUGGUGCCUGAACCCAGAGGUGGUCUUCAAGAGCCUGUCAGAGCUGGCGCACUCCACGGUCCUGACCAGCGGGACGCUGGCGCCCCUGGAAGGCUUUGCCUCCGAGCUGGGCACCCCCUUUGACGUGCGGCUGGAGGCGCCGCAUGUGGUGGACAUGGCGCGCCAGGUCUGGGCCGGGGUCAUCGGGAUGGCGCCCUGCCGCACCCAGCUGAACGGCGUGUUCCGGAACGUGAGUACCGAGGCUUACCAGGAUGGGGUGGGCGCUUCGGUGCUGGCGCUGGUGGGCAUUGUCCCAGACGGCGUGCUCCUCUUCUUCCCCUCCUACUCCUUGCUGGAGCGCCUGACGCAGCGCUGGCAGACCACGGGGCUGUGGAAGAGGCUGGCCUCCGCCAAGCCCAUCGUCACCGAGCCGCGGGGUGGGGGCCCCGAGGCACUGGCAGAGGUCAUGAAGUCGUACUACGACGGCGUCGCGGCGGGGAAGGGCGGCCUCUUCAUGGCCGUGUCGGAGGGCCUGGACUUUGCGGACGCCAACGCUCGCGCUGUCAUUAUUGUAGGUCUACCCUACCCCGCUGCCUACGACAAGCAGGUGUUGGAGAAGAAGGCCUACAACGACGCCGGCAGGGCCAGGGGACUGCUCUCCGGGUCAGCCUGGUACUCGCAGCAGGCCUUCCGCGCCCUGAACCAGGCCAUUGGGCGCUGCAUCCGGCACCGCGCCGACUGGGGCGCCAUCGUCCUGCUGGACUCCAGAUUCGAGGCGCCGGCCAACCAGCGAGGCCUGUCCCGGUGGGUUCGGGGGUCGCUCACGGUGCAGCCCAGCUUUGAUGCGGCCCUGGGCUCGCUCCGCGCCUUCUUCGAGCGCCUGGCCGCGGACACCGCGUCGUUCCUCGCUUUCCUGGAGGCCUCCGGGUGCACCCUGGCGGCGGUAGGCGCCCGGUACGCCAGCCUGGAAGCCGUGGCACAGGACGCCGUGCUGGACUGCUUUGCGGCUGCCAGUGAGUGGCUGGGAGACGGAAAGACCCUGGAGCAGCUGGCAGCUGUCUGGAAACCCUGCCUGCCGCGGGGCCUGCUUGCGGCGAUGGGGGCCGGAGAUGCCGACGUGGCUGGAGGCCAGGUAGGCAGCACAGGGUGGUGCGAUGCGAUGUGA
Auxenochlorella protothecoides is the source of this 2349-nucleotide messenger RNA. RefSeq names its product Fanconi anemia group J protein-like protein. Bases 1 to 2349 code for a protein of 782 amino acids. The record is from RefSeq and is a predicted model, not a curated record. NCBI's taxonomy places the organism in Eukaryota, Viridiplantae, Chlorophyta, Trebouxiophyceae, Chlorellales, Chlorellaceae. Gene Ontology annotation, biological process: nucleotide-excision repair; double-strand break repair involved in meiotic recombination. The transcript is spliced from 23 exons. Gene Ontology annotation, molecular function: DNA helicase activity; hydrolase activity, acting on acid anhydrides, in phosphorus-containing anhydrides; DNA binding. Gene Ontology annotation, cellular component: nucleus.